Messenger RNA from Bubalus bubalis (water buffalo), 558 nucleotides. RefSeq names its product small ubiquitin-related modifier 2. Gene Ontology annotation, biological process: protein sumoylation. Lineage: Eukaryota; Metazoa; Chordata; Mammalia; Artiodactyla; Bovidae. The record is from RefSeq and is a predicted model, not a curated record. Bases 90 to 377 code for a protein of 95 amino acids. Gene Ontology annotation, molecular function: protein tag activity; ubiquitin-like protein ligase binding. The transcript has a single exon. Gene Ontology annotation, cellular component: nucleus.
CUGUAUAAAAAAAAGUGAAUGGGCUCGUUCCGUGCGGACCUGGUACCUCUUUUGUGAAGCGGCAGCUUGAGGAGACUCCGGCGCUCGCCAUGGCGGACGAAAAGCCCAAGGAAGGAGUCAAGACUGAGAACAACGAUCAUAUUAAUUUGAAGGUGGCGGGGCAGGAUGGUUCUGUGGUGCAGUUUAAGAUUAAGAGGCAUACACCACUUAGUAAACUAAUGAAAGCCUAUUGUGAACGACAGGGUUUGUCAAUGAGGCAGAUCAGAUUCCGAUUUGACGGGCAGCCAAUCAAUGAAACAGACACACCUGCACAGUUGGAGAUGGAAGAUGAAGAUACAAUUAAUGUAUUCCAGCAGCAGACAGGAGGUGUCUACUAAAAAGGGAACCUGCUGCUUUACUCCAGAAUUCUGUUGCUCCAGACCAAGAAGACAUUCUCAAUUAGAAAACCGCAAUUUGGUUCCACCACAUCCUGACUACUACAGUAUAGUUUCUCUAUUCUUUCAUUUUCCCCUUCCCCAUUCCUUUAUUGUACAUAAAGUAACUGGUGUAUGUGCACAA